AUGAAGAACAAAGACUUAGAAUUUUUUGGAAAUAUAAUUGUUAAGCAAGCCUUAAAUACUAUCUUGUUUUCGGAUGAUAGUUUAUUUAAAACUUGCCUAGCUCUAUUUAGUCAGUUUUUUUUAAUAAAUAUGGUUAUAAAUAGCAGGGUUUUCUCUUUAAUCUAUCCUUUAAUGCCAAAUAAAGAGGAAAGUUGUUAUAAGGAAGUAUUUUGGACAUCUAGACUCAACCUUUCACUUUUAUGUAUAAAUGAUUUAAUUUUAAAUUUUAUAUACGCGAUUUCUAAUGCAACUAGAGCAUUUUUUUGCCUUGUAGAAUAA
Vairimorpha ceranae is the source of this 318-nucleotide messenger RNA. RefSeq lists its product as hypothetical. The coding region runs from base 1 to 318 and encodes 105 amino acids. The transcript has a single exon. NCBI's taxonomy places the organism in Eukaryota, Fungi, Microsporidia, Nosematidae. The record is from RefSeq and is a predicted model, not a curated record.